UGUCAUAUCUUUUUAGCUACAUCAAAUAGUUUCCACAUCAAACCCAUAAUCAUCACGCCUCUUUCAGCCCACUCCUUCAUCGCCUUCCUCUCUUUUUUCUACAGUUUAUCUGCUGUACUAAACCCCCACCCAACUCCUCUCUCUCUCUCUUUCUUUCUUUGUCUCUCAAAUGUUCAUAAACCAAUUUGAGUAGAAACAAUCAGACGACAACAACAUCAACUCAAACAACAAAAGAGAAAGAGCCCUUCAUGGAACCAACCCAAAACUCCCCUUCUUCAAAGCUUCACAAGCCUUCAAUUCCCCUUGAAAACUCCCCUUGGACCUCUCAUUUCUACCCUCACCAAUCUUGGGUAAACUCGUACAACAAUCCCCAAGACCACCUUCACCAUCCCUCCAUGUUCUUCUCUUCGAGCCAACCUUCCCACAACUUCAACCUUAACCAAGACGAAGAUGAAGAACUCGACGACCAAACCUCCAUUGACAACACCGAAAACCCUAACCAAUACCCUCACGAGAACCCGCUAGACCAUGAUAGGGAACCCAUGUUUGAAAAACCCUUAACCCCGAGUGACGUAGGCAAGCUGAACAGGCUUGUUAUCCCCAAACAACAUGCGGAGAAAUACUUGCCCCUCGGCGGUGACUCGGGUGAUAAAGGGUUGCUGCUGAGUUUCGAAGACGAGUCGGGCAAGUGUUGGCGUUUUCGUUACUCGUAUUGGAACAGCAGUCAAAGCUACGUAUUAACAAAAGGGUGGAGCAGAUAUGUCAAAGAGAAGCAACUUGAUGCUGGUGACAUUAUCUUAUUCGAACGACACCGUACGGAUGGCGAUAGGUUGUUUAUAGGGUGUAGGAGGCGCGGUGCAGCAGUGGCCGCAGCAGCUGCAGCGGCUGAUGGCGGUAACACCGUGAUGGGGAAUUAUAGCGGUGGUGGUGGCGGUCGCAAUGAAGGGUGGGGUAGGGGAUUGCAUCAAGGACAUCCUUAUCUUGGGCACAUUCAAGGCCAUGGGGCUAAUGUGCUUUACCAACCCGACUCUCUUCAUGCAGGAAGCAUCGUUCAAAAUCAAGCACCAGCUGGGAACCCAAAGAGGCUGCUGAGGCUAUUUGGGGUGAACGUAGAGUGCCAGCUCGAUGAACCCGAGCCAUCCACACCCGAUAGCUCGUCGGUUUCCAGCCAGGGUCCAACCACCCAACACUUCUACUCCCAGUCCUACAUGCAGGAUAUCACUUUCUGUCGAGAUAUCAACCAGAUGAGAAAUCGUCGAGGAUGAGAUCGGAAGAUGUGACAUCCAAGAUUUGACUUAGUUGAAACCCCACUAGGAGGUCGAAAGAAAAGCAAAAAAAUAUAUGAUAUUUUU
Messenger RNA from Durio zibethinus, 1352 nucleotides. Its product is annotated as B3 domain-containing protein At2g36080-like. The record is from RefSeq and is a predicted model, not a curated record. Gene Ontology annotation, molecular function: DNA-binding transcription factor activity; DNA binding. NCBI's taxonomy places the organism in Eukaryota, Viridiplantae, Streptophyta, Magnoliopsida, Malvales, Malvaceae.